AUGCCUGAGCUUCCUGCAGUUGCGGAAUUUUCCAGCAAUGAAACAAUGGGUCAUUCUGGCGAUAGGCUUGCCGCUGCUUUUGGUAUCUCAAGGAGCGAACAAGAUGACUAUGCCAUUAGGUCACACCAAUUGGCUAAGCAGGCGUUUGAAAAAGGUCUUCUUACUGACAUUGUUCCUGUAAAAGUUCCUUCAAAUCCCGAUGUCAUUAAUAGGGUAAGAAUUUCCUCAUAA
Protopolystoma xenopodis is the source of this 231-nucleotide messenger RNA. NCBI's taxonomy places the organism in Eukaryota, Metazoa, Platyhelminthes, Monogenea, Polystomatidea, Polystomatidae. The record is from the annotation of a GenBank genome assembly.